Molecule: messenger RNA, 780 nt
Organism: Mesorhabditis spiculigera
Lineage: Eukaryota; Metazoa; Nematoda; Chromadorea; Rhabditida; Rhabditidae
Source: the annotation of a GenBank genome assembly
AUGACGAAGAUUCGAUUUUGGAGGGAAAUGUUAUCAGAGAUCUAUGCGACGGCAUUUAUGGUGUCGGUCGGAAUCUGCGCUACAGGCCAGUACAUGCUUUCGAAUGGAACGGCCUCAUCACUAUGGAUGGUCAAUUUGGCAUGGGGUUUUGCGAUAACAUUUGCUAUUUAUGCAGCAUUUAAUGUUUCAGGUGGCCACAUAAAUCCCUCAAUUUCUAUUGCACAAUGGUGGUUGAAAAAGCUAACCUUUUUCGAGCUAUGCGGAUAUUUUCUAGCUCAAAUCAUCGGCGCCUCGAUUGGGUCGCUAAUUGCACUGGCUGUUUAUCGCGAAGCGAUCGGAGAAUGGGUACUCACCCAAAAUGCCACCUUUGCAACUGUGGACCUAAAGCCCUUUUUCGUUUCGAUGCCCGCUGGACACCUUACGCACUGGGGCGGAUUUUUGAAUGAGCUUGUUGGUACUUCAUUCCUUGGCAUGUUCAUCGCAAUGGUUUCAAGAGAAAAUACACCAAUUCCACCAAAGGCCGUUCCACUUCUUUUCGGGUUGAAUGCGAUGAUGUUGGGUAGCUCUUUCGGAUUUAAUACCGGCUGUCCGCUGAAUCCGGCCCGUGAAGUUGGGCCUAGAAUUGUUGCUUAUCUUCUGGGGUAUGCUGAUGACAUCUUCAGUCAUGAUAACUUCUACCUGUGGACAUUAGUCGCUGGUCCGUUAGCUGGUUCCCUUCUCGGGUUAUUGACAAGAAUUUCUUUUGAUAUCUGCGGAUUGAGCCUUCGUAAGAACGAGCAG